GCUUCAUCACCAGCUUCAAUCAUCAAAUCUCCACACAACCAGGCUCUACUCCGCUAAGCAUCCGCACUCGUUAACCCGCCCCCUUCAGUGACGAUAUUCCAAGACCAGGCACGAUGGCAGACAUCUCUACCCUCUCUACCCUCUCAUCCUACACCUUCGGCGGGCUCUGCAUCCUCUCCGCCCUCCCGUUCGUCGGCGUCCCGUUUCCCAACCGCCGCGCCGCAGACUACUACGCCGGUAAAAGCGAGUGGAUGUCGCAAAUCUUUCGCCGGCGUCUGAGUCCUGGACAAGCCGGAUACUUUGGCGCAGCUUUGCGCAUCGCAGUCGGCGCCGCUGUCAUAGUCCCCGAGACGAGGGAACCAGCGCUGCUCUUCAACGGGGCUGUGGUUACGUACGGGACCUUCAGGGCCUGUGUAGAUCGGCGACCUAUGCUUCCGCAGUGGGGAAUGUUGGCAGCGAUUGCGAUUUGUCUUGGUCUUGAGCGUCUGUCGCAAGCUACUUUACUUAAGGAGGCCUGAUUCGCGAAGAAGGGGGACUCUCAUUCUAGACUGAUGCUUGCUUCAAAUUCUAGGAUGGUCAUGUGGCCGUGCCGUGCAGUGUAUGAGUUCUGUUUGAACAUGCUCAUGAUCAUUAUGUUACAAAACUGAGAUUCCUGAUAUUGAAGUUUUCGAGACUAUGCCAUUGAUUUUUUUCUUUUACACUUUUCCAUGAUUCAGAUACUC
Molecule: messenger RNA, 722 nt
Organism: Colletotrichum acutatum
Lineage: Eukaryota; Fungi; Ascomycota; Sordariomycetes; Glomerellales; Glomerellaceae
Exons: 1
Coding region: 114-518 (134 amino acids)
Source: RefSeq, a predicted model, not a curated record